This is a messenger RNA of Gracilinanus agilis (Agile Gracile Mouse Opossum), 2799 nucleotides long. RefSeq names its product golgin A1 (gene GOLGA1). The transcript is spliced from 23 exons. The coding region runs from base 210 to 2645 and encodes 811 amino acids. Gene Ontology annotation, cellular component: Golgi apparatus. NCBI's taxonomy places the organism in Eukaryota, Metazoa, Chordata, Mammalia, Didelphimorphia, Didelphidae. The record is from RefSeq and is a predicted model, not a curated record.
UGGGGCUUGGGCCGAGUAGGUGCGAGCCACAGGUGUUGUGAUGUUUUGAAUCCUUGGAGUGUUUUGGAAGUUCAUCAGGUUUAAAUGGAAAUUUUGACUACUGGAGCUUCUUGAUGGCCCUUCAGUGACCGGACAAUAGAUUUUAGAGCAUCAUUGCUUUGACUUCGUAGGGCUUGGGGGGAGAAGUCCACAGAAAUCUACUGCGGAAAAUGUUUGCCAAACUUAAAAAGAAGAUUGCAGAGGAGGCUGCCAUUGCACCACGGCCAGGAGGAGCUACACGUAUCCCAAGGUCUAUCAGUAAGGAGUCAGUUGCUUCUGUAGGAGCUGACUCAGGAGAUGACUUUGCUUCUGAUGGAAGCAGCUCUCGAGAAGACCUUUCAUCCCAGCUAUUUAGAAGAAAUGAACAAAUAAGGAAGCUAGAGGCCAAACUUUCUGAAUAUGCUGAACAGGUGCGAAAUUUGCAGAAGAUAAAAGAGAAGCUUGAAACUGCAUUAGAAAAACAUCAAGAUUCUUCCAUGAGAAAAUUACAAGAGCAGAAUGAAACACAUCAAGCCCACAGAGCCAAAAUGGCAGAAGGAAUGGCUUUGGCACUAGCAAAAAAGGACCAGGAAUGGGCAGAGAAGUUGACUCAACUUGAAAAAGAUAAAAGGCUGUUGACAGCUCAGUUGCAGGACAUGAAGAACCAAAGUUUGAAUCUGUUCCAAAAGAGGGAUGAAAUUGAUGAAUUAGAGGGAUUCCAACAACAGGAGCUAGCCAAAGUCAAGCACAUGCUUUUGAAAAAGGAGGAAAGUCUGGCAAAAAUGGAACAGGAACUGGAGAUGAGAACCAGAGAAUUGAGUCGUGCACAAGAGGAGCUCUUGGUCUCUGUUCGGGGGUCUUCAGAUUUGAGCUGUGAGCUGGAGAUUUUGCAGAGACAGUAUUCAGCACUGGAAGAGCAGAGGGAUCAUUUGUUAGCUGCAGAAACAGGUGCAGAAAAUAAGAUCACUACUUUGGAACAGAGGGAACAAGAAUUACAAAUGUUCAUUCAGCAGCUUUCUAUUGAUUUGCAAAAGGCUGCUGUCAAAGCUGAAGAGAGAGAUAAACUCAUUGAACAUUUGCAGGAAAAGGUUUUGUCCUUGGAGAAGAGAUUAGAAGGAAACUUAUCAGGGGAGGAACAUGUACAGGAGCUGCUCAAAGAGAAAUCUGUUGCAGAACAGAAAUUGGAUGAAACAAGGCAACAGUUGUUGGCUGCUAGGACCAGCCAAGCUGAAACAGUUAGCCUUCUGGAGACCCAGAUCACAAAACUGAACAGUCAGGUAACUGACAGCCAAGCUUUACUUCAAGAGAAAGAAGAAUUUAUAAAAGGAUUACAAGAAAGCAGCCUUACUCAGGUAAAAGAACUUGAGGAAAUGCUGCAGAUUUCAGAUGAGAAGCUGAGGAAGAGCAAUGAAGUAAUGAUUGAAAAAGAUGCUCAGAUUCAAAGGCUUUCUAGUUUAGCAGAAGAAAGUAACAAAUUGCAGCAGCACAUCCUUGUCCUGGAACAGCAGUGUGUGGAGCAGGGUAACCGACUGGAGGCUGAAAUAGCUGCCCUUGAGAGAGUGCGAGAAUCUGACAAGAUGGCAGCGAGUCACCAGAUACAACUGCUAGAGGAAGAAAAUGCAAACCUUAAAGAAAACAGAAAUGAAUGUGAAAGUUCUUUAUUAACCUACAAACUUGAGUUGAAGAAAUUAAAGGAAGAAUGGGGCCAGAGAGAAACUGUGAAUGUGGAAAUUGCCAAGGCCCUGGAAGAAACCCGGAAACAAAGGGAAGAUCUUCAGCAGCAGGUUGUGGACCUGACAGCAUUAAUAAAUGAGAAGGAACUGUCUCUCAGUGAGAAAACUGAAGCUAUCCUCCAAAAAGAAGAGGAAAUUGUCCAAAUGAAAAAAGGGCAUGACAUUGUCCUGCUACAAAUGCACCAGUUGCAGAGUGACAUGGAGGCCUGCAGGUGUAAAGAAGCCAAAAGGGAUGAGUCUGAAGGAAAAGAGAUGAAUGUGUUGAGGCUGCAGAUAGAUGAAGAGGAGGAAGAGGAGGAGGAGGAGGAAACCCUUCAAGCCCAGGGUGAGCCAAAUGUAAUCGUUUAUGGAGAACCAGCAAAGGAAUUGAGUGAUGAUUUAUACCCCCUCUCAAAUGACCAAAGGACACUGAAUGGAGAAGUAGACUGUGUUGGUAUGGUACAACUACAAAAAGAAAACCGAGACUUGGAGCAGCAGAUCAUAGAGAAAAACAAGACUAUAAAGCAGCUGCAGCAGAGAAUGUUAGAACUCAAGAAGACCCUCCAGAAGGAACUGAAAAUUCGGCCUGAAAAUGAUAUCUUUGAAGUUCGGGAGAAACCCAAUCCUGAAGUGCCUACUGCUUCCACAACUGUCACCAAUAACUCAGACUUAAAUGAUUCUCGAGAGAUAAAUUUUGAAUACCUCAAGCAUGUGGUUUUAAAAUUCAUGUCCUGUCGGGAAUCAGAGGCUUUUCAUCUCAUUAAAGCCGUGUCUGUGCUACUGAAUUUUUCACAAGAGGAAGAAAACAUGCUCAAAGAGACCUUGGAGUAUAAGAUGUCGUGGUUUGGGUCCAAGCCAUCUCCCAGAGGUAGCAUUCGGCCAUCCAUCUCGAAUCCCAGGGUGCCAUGGUCUUAAAAGAAACCUGAGAAUGGAAAUUCCAUGUGUAGCCACUUUUUCUAUGAAAAGAACACAGCACACCAGUCUGGGUGGGUUUUUUAUCACUGUAAUUGCAGUAUUUUGUACAAGCUUUGAAACAUUGUUUACAAGACAAAUAAUGGUUAGAACUUCC